Molecule: messenger RNA, 1083 nt
Organism: Vitrella brassicaformis
Lineage: Eukaryota; Vitrellaceae
Source: the annotation of a GenBank genome assembly
GAUAUGUAUGUGUCAAUUGAAGUAUGUAUGACCAUGUGUGUGAAUUAUCCCCAGUCUGUCUGCAGCCCGGCCGAUAAAACGCCCCCUGCAUGCUACGCUACGCACAAGCCAUCGAUAGUCUACACGAAGCGGGCACUGCAACCGCUUGCUUGAAACCAAAGCCGCCCUUCCUCACUGUUGGCAACAGACAAAUCUCUCGCCCGACUCUCUCUGUACACGUAAAGCAGUCAGCCAGUGCAUUAAUGCGCCGCCUCAUCCCACUCCCCCUCCCCCUCCCGCCAUCUAUCGACAUGCAGGGAUGAGCCAUUUCCAUCUGUCUGUCUGUCUAAGCCUCACUGCUUUCGGCGCUCUCGUCUUCCUUGACCUCCUUGCCGAGGAAUCGGGCCACGACGGGCGUCAGGGCGACGGUGGGAGGGAACCGAAUGGGCGACUCGGCCUUGUGCAGCGCGUACGCUAUGGCAAACGUGCCCUGAUGAAACGAACACCCACAAGCCAGCCAUUUACUCUGCUCUGUGUUUGUCCCGUGCUGCCUCCUCUUCUUGAGCCACUCACUCACCGCCUUGUCGCCGAGUGCCCCGACUUGAAUGCCGAUCUUCGCCAGCAGUGCCGGCACGUCCACCCCGAUGUCGACCAGGUAGUAGUUGACCACCAGGCUCACCAAGGUCAGGCUGAUGGACGUAAUCAGAUACGCGCUCCCAUACUUCUUGAGCAACUCGCCCGCCGACGCCCGCCGGCUGCCCGGCUCGCCCUUCUUGUCGCGGAAUGUUCGCCAGAGGCCGUACUCGAGGCCGUACUUCUUGGUUGCCUCGUCAGGAGAGAUCUUCGCCUCCUCCUUUUUCUCUGCCUGGUCCUGGUUGACCGCCAUAUGGAACAGGCGGCCUCUCGAUGGCUGCAGGUCCCAUCGUCUGCUGCUUGCAUCAGUCACAGCUACCUUCUCGGAUGGCGGCAGCUGGCGUCGGCUCAAGAGCCGCGGUGGCGACACGUAGGCAUGGAUGGCUGACGGCAGGACAAGGCCCAGAAUGAAGAGGAAGGCUGACAGCAACGAUGCAGGCUGCAUUGGAAGACUACGAGCUUGAGCUGAAG